AUGACAUUUUUGAUCAAUAGUUACUUCUGGUGAAAAAGAAAAGAAGGGGAGAUAAAGAUCAGGGGAGCAAGGGACACUAUUAAUCGUAUUUGUGAAGUGGCUUAUAACGGAACAGUUGAAGUUGCUGGCCUUGUUUUGUUCACAGACGCAGCGGAGUCAAAGUAAAAGGAAACCCUUAAAUCAAUGCAAUGCAAGACAAAGAUUUUAAAUGCAAUCUGCUGCGCUGAGGAAUUCCUUUACCCGAGUAGAUGAGCACAGCUGGUAAGGUUCGAUCUCAUUGAAACAAAUGGCGCAUAACGGCGACAGACACAAUUGUGUCGCCAAAACUAGAGGCCAAAUGUAUUAAGUCCAAAGCACUGCGUCACGACCUCCGGCUAACAUGGCGACCAACGUGCUGUUUGUCUCACUACCUCAUUUAGUACGCGUGCCGAUAUGAUGUGCUUUUAAUGUGUUGUGUUUAGUUUUCCGUUGACACACGAAGGACUCACUAUGUCUGUGCUGCUAACCAACUGUGUUCAGAGAUUCAAGACAUGGAGGCGUUACUUUGUUAUUAUUGGCGGGAUAUUUAUUUAUUUACCCAUUGGAGUACCUUGGUACUUUGGAAACUUAGCGACAUAUAUCAACUCAUACUACAACUCCAACCUACCAGCAGACCAUGACGUGGUGGACCCACAAUGGAUCUUCUCGGCGUUCUUCAUCGCGUUUUCCUUGGCCAUCAUCGCUUCCGGUUACAUAAGCAACAUGUACGGACCCAAGAUGACUGUCAUAGUAGCUUUAGUUAUACAUAGCAGCGCUACAUUCUGCAGCUACUUCGCCAUCAAGCACUCCAUGGUAGCACUCAUUAUAACCUUUGGUGCUGUGGGUGGACUGGGCGCCGGUCUAGCUUACGGUCCGCCCCUACCUGUGGUGAUCAAGUGGAUGCCUCGACGUAUUGGUCUGGCUAGCGGGGCUCUAAUGACUGGCUUCGGAGGAGGAGCAGUAUUUUACAAUGAGCUCAUUACCUUCUACAUUAACCCAGAGAACCUCAAACCUGAUGCCAAAGGUCCCCACACAACCUAUUUUACUCAACCGGAAGUCCUGAACAGAAUCCCCACACUGUUUCUUGUACUUGGUGGACUGACAGUCGGGCUACAAAUGAUUGGAGUCUUACUGCUCAGGAAUCCAGAGGAGGGAGAUGAGAUAGAAACUUUAGAAAUGAACGAGUCUAGUCCAAUCAUCCCUGAGAAAAAAUCUCCAGACUCUAAGUAUGGGGAGCCUGCUGUCAUUGAAACUGAAAGCUCAUUCGCUCAACCUACUGGUGCCCCAGAACCUCAUAAAGGAACCAGCUUAAGUGCCAAUGUGUCCAGCGAAAAGGUCAGCAUGGCUUAUGAGCUAGUGGAGAAAACGCCACUAGAGGCGCUGAAGACUUUGGACUUGUAUAUCUUGUGGUUGGCCUUGGCCUUCAAUCACUAUGGUUACAUCAUCAAAAAUAAUUAUUACAAGGAAUUCGGGCAGCUGGUCAUUGACAAUGACCACUUUUUGACCACAACAGGGACUGUGGCAACCAUUGGCGUCUCCCUGGCUCGUAUCUUGUGGGGCAUAGCUACAGACUGGCUUGGUACAAAGGCAACUCUCCUUGUAUUCACGGCCUGCACCACUGUAGCCACAGUCUUCUGGUAUUUUACUCUCUUCAUCAGCCCUGCACUCUACAUGUUUUGGGUCAUCCUGAUCUCUGUAGUCUUCACAGGAGCGUUCAUUCUCUUUCCUUUGGCUGCCCUUCGGUGCUUUGGAGAGAAACAUUAUGCCACCAACUAUGGUCUUAUUUUAUCUUCCCAGAUUGUACUAAAUAUCAUUUCACCGCCAAUCACAAAACUUCUUCUCAUCAACUUUGGAUGGUUUUGGUUGUUCUUCAGUAUAUCCAUUUGUAACUUUUUAGGAACUCUUGCACUGUUGUUCCUUAAGGAAGAUAGAUAGUGGAUCAAGUGUUAGAGUAGUUCGAAUCCUUUUCUGGGAUAGUUGUCUUUAAAUCUAACUACAAGUGGAUUGUCCAUCUUCAAGGAUCUUGUAUCAUUAGAUGAUAAAGUAUGGUGUUAGUAUGGUGUUAGUAAGGUGUUAGUAAGGUAAACUUGGAAUGGAUUUUAGUCCUCCAUGUGUCUUCAAUUGUUAGCUCUGAAAAAAAAAGCGUUAAUUAUAGAUUGUAAAGUUUUUAAAUUAUAGAUUGUAAAGUUUUUAAAUUAUAGAUUGUAAAGUUUUUAAAUUAUAGAUUGUAAAGUUUUUAAAUUAUACUUUGUAACAGUAUGUCGACAUAUGCCACGCAUUGGGAAUAGAAGCUUAUUUGUUGCUGUCAGAAUGGUAUUAAAAAUGUAUAUUUGAUGUCAGCAUACAAAAUAGCUACUAUUUCCCAGACUCAAAUAUGUCUAGGCAAAUUAAUUUCGCAUGUGAGUAUUAGAAGGGUAGCUAACAGUAACAAGGGAUUCUGUUUCCAUACGCUAUGCCAGCUGAUCUGUCAUCGAUAAAAAGUUAUAUUAGCUGAUCUGUCAUCGAUAAGAAGUUAUGCCAGCUGAUCUGUCAUCGAUAAGAAGUUAUGUCAGCUGAUCUGUCAUCGAUAAAAAGUUAUGCCAGCUGAUCUGUCAUCAAUAAAAAGUUAUGACAGCUGUUCUGUCAUCGAUAAGAAGUUAUGUCAGCUGAUCUGUCAUCGAUAAGAAGUUAUGUCAGCUGAUCUGUCAUCGAUAAGAAGUUAUGUCAGCUGAUCUGUCAUCAAUAAAAAGUUAUGACAGCUGUUCUGUCAUCGAUAAGAAGUUAUGUCAGCUGAUCUGUCAUCGAUAAGAAGUUAUGUCAGCUGAUCUGUCAUCGAUAAGAAGUUAUGUCAGCUGAUCUGUCAUCGAUAAGAAGUUAUGUCAGCUGAUCUGUCAUCGAUAAGAAGUUAUGUCAGCUGAUCUGUCAUCAAUAAAAAGUUAUGACAGCUGUUCUGUCAUCGAUAAGAAGUUAUGUCAGCUGAUCUGUCAUCGAUAAAAAGUUAUGCCAGCUGAUCUGUCAUCGAUAAAAAGUUAUGCCAGCUGAUCUGUCAUCGAUAAAAAGUUAUGCCAGCUGAUCUGUCAUCGAUAAGAAGCUAUGCCAGCUGAUCUGUCAUCGAUAAGAAGUUAUGUCAGCUGAUCUGUCAUCGAUAAGAAGUUAUGUCAGCUGAUCUGUCAUCGAUAAGAAGUUAUGUCAGCUGAUCUGUCAUCAAUAAAAAGUUAUGACAGCUGUUCUGUCAUCGAUAAGAAGUUAUGUCAGCUGAUCUGUCAUCAAUAAAAAGUUAUGUCAGCUGAUCUGUCAUCGAUAAGAAGUUAUGUCAGCUGAUCUGUCAUCAAUAAAAAGUUAUGACAGCUGUUCUGUCAUCGAUAAGAAGUUAUGUCAGCUGAUCUGUCAUCUAUAAGAAGUUAUGUCAGCUGAUAUGUCAUCGAUAAGAAGUUAUGUCAGCUGAUCUGUCAUCAAUAAAAAGUUAUGACAGCUGUUCUGUCAUCGAUAAGAAGUUAUGUCAGCUGAUCUGUCAUCGAUAAGAAGUUAUGUCAGCUGAUCUGUCAUCGAUAAGAAGUUAUGUCAGCUGAUCUGUCAUCAAUAAAAAGUUAUGACAGCUGUUCUGUCAUCGAUAAGAAGUUAUGUCAGCUGAUCUGUCAUCGAUAAGAAGUUAUGUCAGCUGAUCUGUCAUCGAUAAGAAGUUAUGUCAGCUGAUCUGUCAUCGAUAAGAAGUUAUGUCAGCUGAUCUGUCAUCGAUAAGAAGUUAUGUCAGCUGAUCUGUCAUCAAUAAAAAGUUAUGACAGCUGUUCUGUCAUCGAUAAGAAGUUAUGUCAGCUGAUCUGUCAUCGAUAAAAAGUUAUGUCAGCUGAUCUGUCAUCGAUAAGAAGUUAUGUCAGCUGAUCUGUCAUCAAUAAAAAGUUAUGACAGCUGUUCUGUCAUCGAUAAGAAGUUAUGUCAGCUGAUCUGUCAUCAAUAAAAAGUUAUGACAGCUGUUCUGUCAUCGAUAAGAAGUUAUGUCAGAUGUUCUGAUAAGAAGCCGGCUAGAAUAUGUGAGCCACUGAUUUUUUUUUCCUUGUCGUUGUUGACCAGUUUCAAUGCUUUGUGCACACAUUGCUCUGUGACUUACAAAAUAUACAGAUAGCCGAAAGGUGUUCAAUCCUACCCAGCUAUACAAGUAUAGCCACGGGAAAUACUGCACAACUCAAAGACAAGCCUUUUUAUUAUACAAGCAUUAUUAUUGUAUUAACAAAGUUGGUUUGCCGACUCCCAGUCUAUUGAAUGUUUUGUUUUCAAUGUAUAGCCAUCAAACUGGUCUCCAAAAAGAAGUACAAUUUUUUUCUUAUGGGGGGGGGGGGCUGUCUUAUGUUUACAUUAAUUUAAAAAUGUAGAAGACAUUAUUGUUUGUAUUCUUAUAAUUGUUAGUUGCAGGCUCCCUUCUCUCCCCCACUAACGUAAACAUUUUGUUUUCAACACAAAGAACAAGAUUUUAUUUUUCUAAAGACAUUCCUGACUGCCCUCAGCCACGAUUAGUGUUCUGAUUGGAUGUCAACUACUUAUUGAUGGGAUCAAAUAUAUAGAUAUAUAUAGUUCGUCCAUCGUGUUUCAAAUAACUGUGAUAUCGUCUGCCAAGAAUGUGCCUUAUAUUCUGUACAUAUUUCUAUGGUUUUAUAGUAUUCAGAUAAGUAUUAUUAUUGGAGGUAUGUUAGCUUAUUCAUACUCUUUCAUUUGGUCCUCAAAAUUUGAUGGACAUGUAAUGAUGAGGGAUAUCUGAUCUUUUUCUGUACUCCCCAUUUUAUAUAGCAAACUAAAUAAAUUAAGUAAGCCUAGCCUUCAAUGAGAUUUGAAUACAGGUAUAUAAAUGUUUUCAGAAAUUUGUAGUGGCUUUAAUUUUUAUUAUUAAUUAUUGUACAUAAUUAAGUCCAACAGUAAUAAAGAAAUUGAUUAGGCUGAAAAUAUUCAUAAACAAACAAAUUAGUCCUUGAGCUAUGACCUAAAAUACUACCAUAAUUAUUUGCUUUUAAUAGUGUAUGUGUUCAACUUGUCAUUACACUGUUUAUAUAUAUUGUUCACAUGAAAUGUACAUUUAAUCUCAAAUUUCAUUUUAGUAAAUAUAUAUAUAUCUAUAUAUCAGAAAUUCUCUUCUAAUAUGUCCACACAUUAAAUAACCUUGCUAUCAAUAGAUGUUGUUCUAAUGGUUCAGCACUGGGAAGAGCCUGCAAGUAGAUCAUGCUAACAACACACACACACAAAACUAUCAAUAAAACUGAACCACAAAAAGUUGUUGAAUCCAUUAUAGAAUUUUCUUUUCCAGGCCAUAUUUUUGGAAGGGAAGUCAAAGUUCAACAAGUACAUAGAAAUAAUAAACACACACGUGUGCUAAAUACAAAUAUUAUGCUUAUGACAUGCAAAUAAGUGGACUAGCCACCCACAUUUUACUAACUGGUGCCUCUUUUUGGUGAUAGUGAAAUCUCUGCCACCAAUGAAACAAAAAUCCUGUUUAGAUGUGUUCAAAUGUAUUUCUUUAAAUAAUAGUUUAACACUCUGCCUACUUAUUUAUUCGAAUGAAGACUUUUCUAGUUUUUGUGAGUUUCUGCGUCAAGGAACA
This is a messenger RNA of Biomphalaria glabrata, 5581 nucleotides long. Its product is annotated as monocarboxylate transporter 14-like. NCBI's taxonomy places the organism in Eukaryota, Metazoa, Mollusca, Gastropoda, Planorbidae. Gene Ontology annotation, biological process: transmembrane transport. The transcript has 10 exons. The coding region runs from base 490 to 1953 and encodes 487 amino acids. Gene Ontology annotation, molecular function: transmembrane transporter activity. The record is from RefSeq and is a predicted model, not a curated record.